AAUUGCUUGAGCGCACGCCCUUUAAAGACACACGGUGGGGCAACCGUACAUCCUACGGCGCAACAUCUGUCCAUCUUGGGUUUCACUCAUUGCGCGGUUCGGAUCAUGCACGGUGACUCGGCGGUCUAUAAUGAUGGGAGCCCAGCGAAGUUUGGUCGCUCGCUAGCAACCAACACGCCCUGCGGUAUCCGGACGCGCAGUAUUUAUCGGUCACUCGUCGCAGGCGCGUGUGCAGUCACACUUUGCGCUCGGCAGCACUGUACACAAUACACACAGUUUGUCCACCUGUGAGCGAGGAAUCUACUGCCGAGGUCCCUGUGCUGUGUGUGCGUAGAUAGUUUCAUUACACAACUGAACUGACUGUUGUUGCGCAGAGAGCUCAACCUCAAGACGUUCAUUGGUUUGCAUCGGAGAAGGUGUCAGACGUGAUGGUAUUUGUAGCGUCUGCAUCAUCAUUAUCGCCACUGCGACCAUCAUCUUCAUCAGCGGCAUCGUGGGGAGUCCCCUACUUCCAGACGGCACCUGUGGUCGGCUCGUCAAAGCGGCCCGCCAUCACACGAGACCGCCCCCGCGUGUACCUGCCGAGUUUUCGCGGACUGUUGUAAUCCGGUGUGCCCGUAAACAAGAAUCAUCCUUUCGUUUUCAUCGGUGUCACACCUCGACCGAGAUAAUCUUCAUCUGAGUGGGACGGUCACUUGAAUAGCAAACCCCUGUGCGGAUGCUAGAGUAUUGAAGUAACCUGCACUGAUUAUCGCUCUUUCGUCUGCAAAUCCUCACUGAAAAAAAGCUAUAAACCAAACGGGUUUUCCGGAUCUCAAUAACACAGAGGAAGACAAUAAGCCAACACGGGUGGUUUCAAUUUUAGCGACUCAUAGACGUCACUGACUGGCCUUCGGUGGUUGUUUUGAACGUGUGAUCCUCGAAGUGGAACAUCUCAUCAAAGAGGGAAUAAUUGAACCCCCACCCCGCCGAAAACUGAGCAGUCACAGAAAGAGGAUAGCCAUCUCGGAGCAUUGGACACCAAUAAGAUCUCAGUGCCGAGUUGAGUUUAACUCUGAUAUUUAUUCGGAUCCUAGUACUCGUGGCAAGGGAACACCGCGGACACCAACUGCAACUCACGAUGGAUGGUAUCGUAACCAAGCCCAACAGUGUGCACUGGAAGCGACCCUCGUGGUACCGCCGCCGGACCGGCCUGGAGCGCCGUCUACUAGCCCUCUCCGUACUCUUGAGCGUCGUCGCCCUGUCCUUGGUCGCCGUACUACUCCACGAGCAUAUUACGGACAGAAAAGUUUCAGAAGUUGCCUACCCACCGGCGAAAUCCACACAAUGCUCUGAGCAAGAAAUGUGUCUGACGGACGAAUGCGUCGAAGCAGCCGCUGGCUUGCUUCUCAACAUGAACUCCGCUGUCGAUCCAUGCACGGAUUUCUACGAGUACUCAUGUGGCGGCUGGCUGAAAAGUCGAGUCAUCCCGGACGAGACCAGCAAGCUCACCGUCAUCACUGAGCUCAAGCAUCGGGUGGAAUUGAACUGCAGAGGUUUGGUCGAAAAUGAAGUCGCCGAGGAUGAACCCGAGGCUAUAGUGAAGGCCAAAUAUUUAUACCAGGCUUGCAUGGACGAAGGAGCUCUCAACGACAGGGGUUUGGAGCCCCUUCGGACCGUGGUCAGUAAGUUUGGCGGCUGGCCGCUGAUGAACGACUCAUCCUACGACGAGUCGACCUGGAAUUUGGAAGACACGCUGGCCAAAGUGUUCGUGGAGAGCGGGCAGAACUACAUCUUCAUGAACUACAUCAGCAUCGAUCCACAAAACAACGACAUGCAUAUAUAUAUUAUUGAUCAACCGCAGACACUACUGGGCCGAGAGGACUUCAGGGUGGCAAACUUUUCACACAAGAAUGUGGUUGCGUACCGAGAAUACAUGGAGGCCGUCGCCUUGGAAUUGAGCCUCGCCAGUGAAGAUGAGGUGCACCACCAAGUGCUCGACAUGCUCCACCUUGAGUCGAAGCUGAUAAACAUUCAAAUUCCAAGAGGUCCUAAAAAAGAGGCGUUGAAACGUUACGAAAAGUUGACGAUCGUAGACUUACAAAAAUGGAUUCCACAGUUCAACUGGUCCAGAUAUUUCGGCGCUAUCGUGACUCCAAAUUUUAACGAGACGGAGCUGUUAGGCACCUAUGGCCUGGAAUAUCUGAAGAGGCUAGGAACGGUUAUACAGGAGACACCAACCAGAACAAUAGCGAACCUGCUGAUGUGGAGGCUAGUGCACGACAGCAUCGACCUCCUUGGGAGGAAGUCUCGCAAGCUCCGGGAGGAGUUCUCCUAUCAAGUGCAAGGCGAACACGGGGAAGCGCCGCGGUGGAAGCAUUGCGUUGACCUGACCAGCGGCAGCAUGAGCAGCGCCAUGUCUGCCAUGUUUAUCCAGAAGUACUUCGACCAGCAGAGUAAAGCGAUGGCUCUGGAAAUGAUUCAUCAGAUCCGAGGAGUGGUCCUCGACACUCUGAACGGAACGAAGUGGAUGGACGAACCGACCAAAGCCAAGGCUAUCGAGAAGUUGUAUGCAAUUCGUGAGCAGGUCGGGUUCGACGAUGGAUUAUUUAACUACACCGCGCUGCAAGAAGAAUACAAAGAUAUGGUAACCUACCGAGAACAUCAUUUUGAAAACGUCUUCGAGACACUUAAAAACUACGUCAGAUUUUCCCUGAGAAGAUUUCGACGGCCAGUCAACAUAUACCGGUGGGCUAAUCGGUACCAGCCUUACCAGGCUAACGCGGCAUACCAGUAUCCUCUUAACCAAAUCACAUUUCCGGCUGGCUUUUUGCAGCACCCUUUCUACAAUCGCAGAAAUCCCCAAUCUAUGAAUUACGGAGGAAUAGGAGUCGUUAUUGGUCAUGAAAUUAUGCACGCCUUCGAUGACAUGGGCCGAGGUUUCGACAAGAAUGGAGACUUGGACGAGAUGUGGACGGAGGAAUCUGCGGAUGGUUUCAGGCGGGAAACCAACUGUUUAGUAGAACAGUAUUCCAACUUCGUCGUGAAACAGGUCAACAGGAAGGUGAAUCCGAACCUAACGUUGGGGGAAAAUAUUGCCGACAACAGCGCCCUCAAGGUAGCAUACAAGGCAUACCGAAGGUGGGUGGAAGAAACAGGUGUAGAGGAGGCAACGCUUCCAGGAAUUAAUCUCACCCAUGAUCAAAUAUUCUUCCUGAAUUACGGACAGUUAUGGUGCUCCAAGAGCCGGGACCAAGCCAUCAUUUACCAUUUACAGCAAAAUAAUCAUUCGCCAGGCAGAUUCAGGGCGUUGGGCCCCGUCAUGAACUCGCCCGAGUUUUCCGAAGCAUUCCAGUGCAAGGUAGGGUCGCCGAUGAACCCAGUCAACAAAUGCAGCGUCUUCUGAUAAAGAGAACGACGGCAGUCACUCUGACUGAAAACAAAGUAUAAUGGGACCACUUUCUACUGUAGCGCCCUCAACGGCAGGCUGAUUUCCCACCUGAGUUUCAAACUGUGACACUUUGUGUCUUGUGUCAGAUUUCGUUUCUAUCUAGGAGGGAGUAUUAGAAGAAGAUGUGAGGGCGCUAUUUCGUUACCACAGCAUCUUCUUUGACAGACGAACCUCGUGCCGAAAGCGCAUGCGCCAGUAUUCUAUUUCGCAUUUGCGCGCAGUCAUGGGUAGAGUGGUUAUACUCAUUGCAAUGGGGUUCAACAUUUUCCGUGCUACACUUGUUCCCCUUAUUUAAUUAAUUGAUUGAUUAACUACUCUGACGCGCAGAAUGGACAUAUUUUCCGUGUGGUGAUCAUUUUCUGCAUGCCAUGAUUUGUUCGGACACCACUUUUCUUUGUGUGUAAUUACCGAUUCAGUUGCUUUCGAUAGUUUAUCAUUAACACUAUUACUGCACAAUACGUGCGUAUAUCAAUAUCUGGAGUCAACACAAUGUUCAUAUUGUAAAUACCUAUGUGCAGCAUUAACAGAGUGUAUGAUAGAUUUUAUUCACCAUUGUGUAAUGUAAGUUUAAGCUUUAAAGUACUUUACUAUAUUGCUUUUCCUUCCAUUUGGAGAUAAAACGUCGGUCACUUCUCACAUUUGUUUCGGCUCAAGGAGUAAAGUGCAUCCGGCGAAAAUUCACUGUAUCGUGAACCAUACUAAUGCACACACUAGGCCUAUAUUUAAGUUCAUUUUAAAUUUGCCACGCAUUUGAGAUACGUUGGUGUGUAGAUAUUUUUGAGCGUAAAAUGUAAUAUGUUUUAUUUUUAUUUUGCACGACAACAUCAAUGUCCGACAUCCAGAAUAUAAUUUACCGUUUUUUUCAGUCUCGGCUGUCGUGUGCGGGUUCAACUCCCAAACCGUCGAUCUACCUUGUCUCGAACCGUCUACUCUAAUAGAUACCUGGAAAUUCUCGAAAUGCUUACCGCCUUAACUGUUCCACGGACGGUCACAAAUGACAUCAUACCUAUUUGACUUCACAUUUUGUUGUGGCCACCAUCGCGAAUAACGCCGCCUCUUUCCCGGUUAAUAAUGGUCGUUCAGUACGACAAAUUGUAAACUGGGCUUGUGCAAGAUUUAUGUGUCUGGAUUUCUCCACGACAAGCCCUACUUCUGUUUGUAUAUAGACUACUUAAAGUAAAACUACUCGGUGAUAUACAGACCACUCAACCAGUUUUACAACUUGACACACUGUAUAGUUUUGAUGCCAACGUUGGCCUACCGAUGCUGUUCAGGGGCGGAUCUAGCUUUCAGGAAACAGUGGGGGAGGGGGCUGAUAUGACCUGAUUUGACAUGAUGUCAGACCCGAGAGAAUGUUGAGCGCAUGCGCAAAGUGAACAAAGCAGACUUCUCUCAAUACAGUGACACUUUUUUUGUAAUGUUUAAACAGUUUGGUUAUGGGGUAUUAUUCAGUGAUAUAGUGUUAUAAACUUCGAUUUGAACAGCGCCCCCAUUGAAAGAAUAGCCCCCCUCCCUCCCUCCCUCCCCCCGUCUCCCGCUUUUCGAUUUUACAAAGGCCAAGUAUCUGGAGAAAAA
Patiria miniata (bat star) is the source of this 5005-nucleotide messenger RNA. RefSeq names its product membrane metallo-endopeptidase-like 1. Gene Ontology annotation, molecular function: metalloendopeptidase activity. The transcript has 21 exons. Gene Ontology annotation, cellular component: plasma membrane. The coding region runs from base 1121 to 3385 and encodes 754 amino acids. Lineage: Eukaryota; Metazoa; Echinodermata; Asteroidea; Valvatida; Asterinidae. The record is from RefSeq and is a predicted model, not a curated record. Gene Ontology annotation, biological process: protein processing.